Guillardia theta CCMP2712 is the source of this 789-nucleotide messenger RNA. RefSeq lists its product as hypothetical. The transcript has 2 exons. The coding region runs from base 1 to 789 and encodes 262 amino acids. NCBI's taxonomy places the organism in Eukaryota, Cryptophyceae, Pyrenomonadales, Geminigeraceae. The record is from RefSeq and is a predicted model, not a curated record. Gene Ontology annotation, molecular function: endopeptidase activity; protein binding.
AUGGAUGCUGCAGCAAGACUAGACAAGGAAACAAAAGACAUCACUUCCAUGACGAUGGAGAUAGCAAAUCGCAUUCACCAGUACACUGGUGUUGGCAUCAAGAUCCGAGAAAAUCGAGAGGUCGUCGGAAUUCUUCCGGGCAGCAAUGCCGAAAGGAGUGGGAAUGUGAUGAUUGGAGACAAAUUGUUGAGGAUCGACGGCCUUGACUUGCCAGAAAGACUUCCAAUCAAGAACAUCUCUGCAUUGAUGCAGGGCGAGCCGGAAACCGCAAUUUGUCUGACUUUCCUGCGGGGAAAUCACGAGCUCGUUGUGAAUUUGGAACGGAACAAGGCAACUCCGCGGAUUGUCAAUGAUGAUUCGAUGCCAUCUGAGCAAAAUCUUCAAGCAGUUUCCUCCGGAGCUUUGUGGUGUCCUGGAAUAGAGCUGGAUGAUGACCUUUUGAUUAGUAAGGUAGCGCAGUCACAACCAGAAGUCUUGGCCGGUGAUGAAAUCAUAUCUAUCAAUGCCAUCCGAGUGUCUGGUUUGGAUAAGAAGCAUGUUUAUCGAUUGUUAGAAUCAAGUCAAGAAGGAGAGCGGAAGACGAUACUACUUUCAAGGAGAUCUCGGAUUGGUGGUGCCAAUGACCUGGUGGUUGCAGAGGUGGAUUGCGUGUUUGAGUACCGAGAGCAUGCAGAUGCACAAGAGCAAUCGAAUGAUCCUGGGAAGCGAAGCGCCAAAAAGUCCAAUUUCGGAGGUUUGAGUGGCUUACUUUCAGGAGUUUCGAGAAAACUCUCCACUGUUUUCACUUGA